GAAAGGAAGGAAGUAAAAAGGCCAGCCAAACCAGCGGCGACCAGUAACGCCAUUUAAAAACCUUCCGCGUUCCGCCUCCCUCCCCGUUCGAUCCCCGUCUCCAAUCCCCGUUCGCCUCCGCUCCCCGUACAGGCCGAGGCGGCGAGCCCCAGCCCCCGCAAACCCUAGCCCUCCACCCAACAUUUCCUCUCUCCGCGCGCUCCUCGCCAGAGGAAGCGCCGCCGCCGUUGGUUUCGUCCCCGAUCCGAGCUCCCCCGCUAGGGUUUUUGUCGGCCAUGGACGAACUCGACCGGGAGCAGCAGCGCAUCGGCGGCCACCCCUACGCGCUCGAGGUGGGCUCCUACUUCCUGAGCGGCUACUACAACGUUCUGGCCAACACCCCGGACCUGGCGAGGCAGUUCUACAAUAGGAGCAGCACGGUGGUAAGGCUGAACUGCGAAACGAUGGAGUCCUCGUUUGGGGAGACCCUUGAGGAAAUCAAUGAAAUAUUGAUGUCCAUGAAUGUACAUAAGGUCGAGGUUAAAACGGCAAAUUGCUUGGAGUCAUGGGGUGGAGCGAUCUUUGUGUUGGUUACUGGCCUAGUGCAGUUGAAGGGGCAACCCUCUCGCAAGAGAUUUUCUCAGAGUUUUGUUCUUGCUCCUCAGAUCAAACCAGAUGGAUUUUUCGUAUGCAGUGACAUCUUUAAGCUCAUCUGUGAUGAGUAUGAUGAUCAUUACAGAGUUACUGAAUACAGUUAUGCUGACAACAUAGCCCAGAUGGCUGUUCAUAAUAUUACCGCUGAAACAGCAUAUGGUUAUGUGGCUGAAGAACUUGAAACAGAGAGGUUUGCAGCUCCUGCUGAUACUAAGGAAAGGGAUGGUGGUAUUAUAUAUGAGAAUCAUGAAAUGCCGCAGCAAGAUCCUUUGGAGUUUGAGGCUGCAGUCAACGAAGAUACUCACUUUGAAGAUCCUGCCCCCGCACUGGACGCUCUUGCUCCUUCCCACCCUGCUUCCCCACCUACACCACAAGAAGAGCCUGUGGGAGAACCACCUAAGCAAACGUAUGCUUCAGUGCUGCGAGCAAAAUUACACCCUGAUCAUCAGGCUGUUCAGCCCACUCCUCACAACAAGUCGACGACGGAGACUGCAGAAUCACGGCUGGGUGGACAGGUGGCUCAGGCUGUCCCAAUCCAAGAAAAAUCGAACUUGGACACUCGUCAGGAUGUCAGCACCCCUGGGGACGAAGAAGAGUUCCUAUCAGUGUAUGUUGGUAAUCUUUCACCAUCUACUUCCGUCUUCGACCUUGAGAAGGUCUUUCAGGCAUUUGGAAAAAUUAAACCCGAUGGAGUUGCUAUACGGAGUCGCAAGGAGGCUGGAGUUUUCUUUGGCUUUGUUGAGUAUGAAGACAUGGGCGGUAUUCACAGUGCUUUGAGUGCAUCUCCAAUAGAGUUGAAUGGGCGUUUAGUACAUGUUGAGGAGAGGAGGCCCAACAGUGGAGUUUCUCGCGGCGGAAGACGGGGGCGAGGAAGAACUGAUUUCUCAAGGGGUGGACGCUAUGAAGGAGAUUAUGCUGCUCGGUCAAAGGGUAAUGGGUACCAAAGGAGGGGUGGACGUCAGUAUGACGGUUACGACUAGUUUAGCACUUGCUCUGCUAGUGAAUGGUCGUAUCCCAUUUGGUGCUCUCUACCUGGUGCGGUUCUGGCCAUAUUUUUGUCACAACAAAGCGCGAUUUUCUGGAGAACUUGCGUUUUGCUUAGCUGGUAUUGAGCAUGACUCGUUUCUGGAUGGGAGAUUCUUUUAUCUUUUUGAUACAUGAUAGCAGUUUAUGCCGCAUAUCUGGUAUGACCGAAAUCCUAGCUGCCGUGACAUGGAAAAAGUUAUCAUCUUUUUCAUCUGUGUCCAUUUGAGAACACUGUCAAAAUAUACCCUCAACGGCUUUAAUAAUCUUCAGGGCUUUACUUGUUGCA
Brachypodium distachyon (stiff brome) is the source of this 1945-nucleotide messenger RNA. RefSeq lists its product as uncharacterized. The coding region runs from base 276 to 1613 and encodes 445 amino acids. Gene Ontology annotation, cellular component: ribonucleoprotein complex; cytosol. The transcript has 9 exons. NCBI's taxonomy places the organism in Eukaryota, Viridiplantae, Streptophyta, Magnoliopsida, Poales, Poaceae. Gene Ontology annotation, molecular function: mRNA binding. The record is from RefSeq and is a predicted model, not a curated record.